UACAUAUUCUCGCAGUACCAGAAAUUUCAAUACUCAAUCACUUUGACAAUAGAGAGGGAAAAAACAAAGCUUUUCCUCCUAACUAAGAAAUCCAAAUCUCUCUCUCUCUCCUCUCCUCUCCUCUCUCUCUCUGUAUUCCCUAUGUUGUGUUGGGUUGGGUAUUCCCUAGAGCUUCCACAACUCUAUAUAUCCCCCUGCUUUUACACCAUCCAUUACAAAUCCCUCUCUCUUUCUCUCCCUAUAGCAAAGACAAGUCUCUCUCUCUCUCUCUCUCUUCUCUCUAUCUGUGUGUAGCAAAGACAAGUCUCUGUCUUCUUCAACUCAUUCAUCCAUUCUGCUGAUUUUAUGAAUGGAUCAUUCAAGUGGACAACACCAUGAAGCUCAAGCCCAACCACUGGAGAAUAUGCUGGCCAUUUCAUGUCCAAAAGUACAGCAAGAGAACAGAAAGCCAAUGAGGCCACAGCCAGAGCAAGCUCUGAGAUGCCCAAGGUGUGAUUCAACCAACACCAAGUUCUGCUACUACAACAACUACAGCCUCUCCCAGCCAAGAUACUUCUGCAAGUCCUGUAGAAGGUAUUGGACCAAAGGAGGCACUCUAAGAAAUGUUCCUGUGGGUGGGGGCUGCAGGAAGAACAAAAGACCAUCACCUUCUACUUCAUCUUCUUCAUCUCCUUCUUCAAAGAGAUCACAUGAUCAACCUCCAAGUGCUAAUUCUAGCCAUCUGAUGCUUACUGAUCCCCAUCUUCCAUCUUUGGCCUUUGAAACCACUGACUUAAGUCUGGCAUUUGCUAAGCUCCAAAAUCAAUCAAAUGGGCAGAUGGGUCUUUUUGAUACCCACAACAACUUUCAUAAUAUGUACUGUGGGUAUGGAAGUGGGAGCUCAGGGGAGGUUGAAAAUGGUGGAUUGAGUAAUUUUGAACAUUAUAACAGCAGCGGUCCUGCAUCUACAGCAAUGAAGCAAGAGUUGGUUAGCAAUGGAGAUCAGAAUAUGGUUUUGUGGGGUUUCCCAUGGCAGUUCAACAAUGGAGAUGGGAAUUACAUGGGUGAUCUUGAUUCAGGGAGAGAGAGCUGGAAUUUCAAUGGAAAUGGAAUUGCUUCAUCCUGGCAUGGGCUUCUCAACAGCCCUCUAAUGUAAGGCCUUGGAGUGGCUUUGUUUUGACAGAGUAACUAAACAAAGUACUUGAAUUACCUGUAAUCUUUCGAUCAUACCAAACCUAUGAUCUAGCGCUAUCAGUGUUCUGGUUAGAGAAGGCAAAGUCAAACUUGGAUAAGCUCUUUUUUCACUUGUUUAUCUGCUCAUUCUAAGGUGAAUUUUUCAAGAUCUUGAUUACCUAACAAAUCAAGAAGAGUUUUAUAA
Molecule: messenger RNA, 1357 nt
Organism: Momordica charantia (bitter melon)
Lineage: Eukaryota; Viridiplantae; Streptophyta; Magnoliopsida; Cucurbitales; Cucurbitaceae
Product: dof zinc finger protein DOF3.2
Biological process (GO): regulation of DNA-templated transcription
Molecular function (GO): DNA-binding transcription factor activity; DNA binding
Source: RefSeq, a predicted model, not a curated record